Aspergillus udagawae is the source of this 1620-nucleotide messenger RNA. RefSeq lists its product as uncharacterized. The record is from RefSeq and is a predicted model, not a curated record. Gene Ontology annotation, molecular function: tripeptide transmembrane transporter activity; dipeptide transmembrane transporter activity. Lineage: Eukaryota; Fungi; Ascomycota; Eurotiomycetes; Eurotiales; Aspergillaceae. Gene Ontology annotation, cellular component: fungal-type vacuole; plasma membrane. The coding region runs from base 1 to 1620 and encodes 539 amino acids. The transcript is spliced from 7 exons. Gene Ontology annotation, biological process: transmembrane transport; oligopeptide transport.
AUGAGCACGUCAGACGAUAUCGAAAGACAGACAGUGGUCACAUCCAUCGAAAAUAAGGGAGAUUCACAACAAGAUCAAUCAGGCGCAAGUGAGCAUGACAAAGAAGAUCUGCUUCCAGUGGUAGACGACGUACCCUUCCCAGUAUGGCUGAUUGCGCUCGUGGGGGCCGCUGAGCGCUUUGUGUGGUACGGAGCAACCAGCCCUUUGCAGAAUUACAUCCAGCAUUCUCCCUUGAGCAACAUUCCCGGCGUACUCGGCCUGCGCGAAGCGACGGCGACCAACAUUGUAAACGCGAUGAUGGCUGGGGGUUAUCUCGCAACUAUCCCAGCAGCGGUGGUGGCUGACACCUGGCUGGGUCGGUACAGAACGAUUCUAAUCUCCGCUAUCAUCGAACUCUGUGGUUCGGUGAUUUUGUUCGCGACCUCCUGUCCUCGCGCCGCUCAAGUCGGUGCCGCGGAAGGUGGAUUAGCUACUGCCAUUGUGCUCAUCGCUGUAGGCUCAGGAGGCGUGCGAUCAUCCGUGGCUCCAUUUAUCGCGGAGCAGUAUACCGAAACAACUCCCAAGAUCAAGUUGCUAAAGAACGGAAGAAAGGUCAUUACGGAUCGAGAACUCACGAUCCAAUACAUCUACAAUGUAUACUAUUGGAUGGUGAAUGUCGGAGGACUAUCGGCCCUAAUCACCACGGUCCUGGAGAAGUAUGUUGGAUACUGGGUCGCAUAUUUGAUUCCCUUGUGCAUGAUGGCCCUGUCAGUUGUACCGUUGCUAGUGUGGCGACAUACAUUUGUUCGGCGCCCUCCAAGUGGCUCCGUCCUACCACACGCCAGCAGAGCAAUGGUGUAUGGAAUUCGCGAAGGGUUCCAGAUGGAUGGAGCUAAGCCACAGAAGCAACAAGAGAAGCACCAGAGACAGGUGCCAUGGACUGAUGCAUUCAUUGAUGAGUUAAAAAGUGGAUUGCUUGCAUGUCGUGUUUUUCUUCUCUUCCCCAUCCAUUGGUUGUGCCUGAAUCAAACCUUCAAUAACCUGAUCUCACAGGCCGGGCAGAUGGUCAACUCUGGGGUUCCAAAUGAUACUAUCAAGUCACUCAACCCAAUCUCCAGCAUAUUAAUGACACCAGUGAUCUCGCGGGGCCUAUAUCCAUUCCUGACCCAGCGCAGGAUCCGAUUUGGUCCUAUGGCCCGCAUUUUGGUCGGAUUCCUAUUUCUCACUCUUGCUAUGGUCUACACCGCGAUACUACAGAAAUUAGUCUAUUCCACGGGACCCUGUUACCAUCACCCACUUACCUGCCCGGAGUCGGACCAUGGCCGCAUUCCUAAUCAGAUCUCGAUGUUCCUGCAAACACCAACCUAUGUUCUUGGUGCGAUUGCGGAAAUUUUCUGCUUCACCACAGGGACAGAGUACGCCUACAAUCAAGCCCCGAAGACGAUGAAGUCAGUAGUUCAGUCAGUGUGGAUGGCCACGGCUGGGGUUGGGGCGUGCCUGGCCAUGGCGUUUACGCCCAUCACCAAGGACCCUUAUCUGGUCAUCCUGUAUUCGUCGUUGGCAGGCGUCAUGGCUGUAACAACGGUUUUGUUCGGCGUAUUCUUUGGAAAGCAUGAUCGGGUGAAGGCCGUCCUUCUGUGA